Messenger RNA from Penicillium odoratum, 2091 nucleotides. RefSeq lists its product as uncharacterized. The transcript is spliced from 3 exons. Gene Ontology annotation, cellular component: cytoplasmic dynein complex. The record is from RefSeq and is a predicted model, not a curated record. Gene Ontology annotation, biological process: transport along microtubule. Bases 1 to 2091 code for a protein of 696 amino acids. Lineage: Eukaryota; Fungi; Ascomycota; Eurotiomycetes; Eurotiales; Aspergillaceae. Gene Ontology annotation, molecular function: dynein heavy chain binding; dynein light chain binding.
AUGUCGACUAUCCAGCAGCGAAAGAAUGAGAUUCUGGCCAAAAGGGCUAGGCUGAAUGAGUUAAAAAAACAGCGCGAACUUCGUCAGAAGGAGUUUACCAGCAAUCGGAACAGUGUCGGGGAUGCUUCAGAGAUUGCUUCCCCAGUUCCCAGUCACUCUGGCAGUAGAGCUGAGCUUGAAGAGCUAAUUACGCGUCUGGUAGAUCGCCCCGGAUCUGCUACGAUCAGCUAUGGAGCUGAGGGCCAGUCUGUAAAGGGCAGCCGCCCAGCUUCAGUCUUGAGUGCCAGUCAAUUGAGUGGGGAGAAUGCCGAUACCAAUACCCCUUCAUCGUUGCGACCGCAGUUGCAUUCUAUUGCCGUACAGACUACGCAGACUGUUGGAGCAGAGACCUACAGCGCCUCCGCAUCCGACGCCCCGCACCCCCCUGAACCAAGACCAGAGGUUGUCACAUACAGCAAAGCCGUUCAGACAGAUGACUUGGGUAUGCAAACAGAGUCCCAGGAUGGCUCUGUUGCGUCGGACAAUGAAGACCUGGCUGAUACAACAAGAUCGAGCAAGCGGCUGAGUCGCCGGGACCGAGAGCGGGAUGAUGAGAUUAGGCAGAGGAUUCGCCAGGAGAUUGAGGAGGAACUGCAAGCAGCCCAGCAGGACACAAAUGGGGCUUCUGCUACGCAAUCUUCACAGCUCCGGUAUCCGUUACGAUCCCUUGAUGACGACGAGUUGAAGGCUGUGACAUCGUCGGAAGAUUUCCUAGACUUUGUUGAGCGAUCGUCAAAGGUUAUCGAGAGAGCUUUAGACGAAGACUACGACGUUCUUGCAGACUACGAGCUGGGUGGCGUGGAUGGAGACUUGGAGGAAGACCAGGAGACUGGCAAGAAACGGAGGGGCAUCCGGGAGGUCUGCCAAUUCUGGGAUGAACGUUGGAGCAAGAAGCGUAUGGUCACAGACAUAAGCUUCUCCCAAAAGUUCCCUGAAUUGGUUCUUGCAUCUUACACGAAAAACCCAUCUGCUCCUCAUGAACCGGACGGACUCGUUCAGGUCUGGAACCAACACCUACAGUCCCGCCCCGAAUAUGUUUUCCACUCGACUUCCGACAUUCUUACAGCAAAAUUCUCCCCUUUCCACCCGAACCUCAUUGUUGGUGGUUCAUAUUCGGGCCAAGUUCUCCUUUGGGACACUCGUUCCUCGCGCAUGGGCGGAGGAGCGCCCGUGCAGAAGACGCCAUUAACUGGAUCUGGACAUACUCAUCCUGUUUACAGCAUCUCAAUCGUGGGCACUCAGAACGCACAUAACAUUUUGACAGCCUCCACCGAUGGAGUAGUCUGUGGCUGGACAGUGGACAUGCUCUCUCAGCCCCAGGAAUAUCUCGAGUUGACAACACCUCCCCCGUCCAAGACGGAAGAUCUCGCACCCACCACCAUGUCUUUCCCCCAAUCUGACCCAACUUUCUUUAUUGUGGGUACUGAAGAAGGUGGCAUCUACCCUUGCCAUCGAUACGACCGAGCUGGAGCCAAGGCUGGUACCGAUCACCGCCUCGCCUACCGCGGCCACGCAGCACCAAUCAUGUCUACUGCAUUCCACCCUGGACGGGGACCUGUUGACUUGGGUGACCUCAUGCUCAGCUCUAGUCUGGACUGGAGCGUCAAGCUUUGGCGCGUGCGGCCGCCAGCUACUACUGCGUCUGUCACUUCUACUGUGGCUUCCGCGCAGGUAGUGUCCCCCAUUCUGGAUAUUACCCGGGAAGAUGUGGUCUACGAUGCGCGCUGGUCUCCUCACCGACCAGGUGUAUUCUCCCUCGUAGACGGUGCCGGUAACCUGGAAGUGUGGGAUCUUUAUGCAGACACCGAGGUUCCAGUGGUUAAAACCACUCCCUCGCGUGGCCCUGGCGCGGUUAUGUCUCGCAGUUUGAACAAGGUUGCCUGGGAGGAACGAGAAGGCCGACGCCUGGCGACUGGUGGUGUCAACGGAGUUGUGACUGUCUUUGAGGUUGGAAAGGGCCUUGGUGGGCCCGCGGAAGAGGUUCCCGCUGAUGAAUGGACAGGCAUGAAACGGUUAGUAGGGAAGCUGGAACAGAAGGAUCGGGUGGCGUGA